GGCUCCUCCGGCUGGGCUCGGCAUGAGGCUGGCGCGGCUGGUGCGGGUAGCCGCCUCGGCCGGCCCGGGCCCGGGGCUACGCGCCUACGGCCCCAGCGCCAGCCGCAGCCUCGCCUCGGAUUCGGGCUCCGGCCCGGCGUCGGAACGCGGCGUUCCGGGCCAAGUGGACUUCUACGCGCGCUUCUCGCCGUCGCCGCUUUCCAUGAAGCAGUUCCUGGACUUCGGAUCGGUGAAUGCUUGUGAAAAGACCUCAUUUAUGUUUCUGCGGCAAGAGUUACCUGUGAGACUGGCAAAUAUAAUGAAAGAAAUAAGUCUUCUUCCAGAUAAUCUUCUCAGGACGCCAUCCGUUCAAUUGGUUCAAAGCUGGUAUAUUCAGAGUCUUCAGGAGCUUCUUGAGUUUAAGGAUAAAAGUGCCGAAGAUGCUAAAGCUAUUUAUGACUUCACAGAUACUGUGAUACGGAUCAGAAACCGACACAACGACGUUAUUCCCACAAUGGCCCAGGGUGUGAUUGAAUACAAGGAGAGCUUCGGGGUGGAUCCUGUCACCAGCCAGAAUGUGCAGUACUUUUUGGAUCGAUUCUACAUGAGUCGAAUUUCAAUCAGAAUGUUACUAAAUCAGCACUCUUUAUUGUUUGGUGGAAAAGGAAGUCCAUCUCAUCGAAAACACAUUGGUAGUAUAAAUCCAAACUGCAAUGUAGUGGAAGUUAUUAAAGAUGGCUAUGAAAAUGCUAGGCGUCUCUGUGAUUUGUAUUAUAUUAACUCUCCUGAACUAGAACUUGAAGAACUAAAUGCAAAAUCACCAGGACAACCAAUACAAGUGGUUUAUGUACCAUCCCAUCUCUAUCACAUGGUGUUUGAACUUUUCAAGAAUGCAAUGAGAGCAACUAUGGAACACCAUGCUGACAAAGGUGUUUACCCCCCUGUUCAAGUUCAUGUUACAUUGGGUAAUGAGGAUUUGACUGUAAAGAUGAGUGACCGAGGAGGUGGUGUUCCUUUGAGGAAAAUUGACAGACUCUUCAACUACAUGUAUUCAACUGCACCCCGGCCUCGUGUGGAGACUUCCCGCGCAGCGCCCCUGGCUGGUUUUGGUUAUGGAUUGCCCAUAUCACGUCUUUAUGCACAGUACUUUCAAGGAGACUUAAAGCUGUAUUCCUUAGAGGGAUAUGGGACAGAUGCAGUUAUUUACAUUAAGGCUUUGUCAACAGAAUCGAUUGAGAGACUCCCCGUGUAUAACAAAGCUGCCUGGAAGCAUUACAACACCAACCAUGAAGCUGAUGACUGGUGUGUGCCCAGCAGAGAGCCAAAGGACAUGACCACGUUCCGCAGUGCCUAAGGGCGCUUGAGACGCUGGGAAAGUCCAGUGUAGUUUUUGUGUUACAUUCGGAAGGGAUGGUGUUCACAACUACAUUAUACCAAAUACUUCAUGUGUCAUUUUCACAAUUAACUCAUUGGGUAGAAUAAAUGGAAACUGAAUUCCAUUUGUGCCUAUUAAAUCUCCUAAGGAUAAAAUUAUACCUAUUUUACACAUAUAUUUUCACAGUUAACUGAACGUAUUUUUAAACAGCUGUAGUUAUGGUCAACUUUCUUCUUAUUGUGGACUUCAUAAGUGUGGAAGUCUUGAUUUCUCACAGGAAGCUGUGUAGUUUUUUAAAGAAAUACUUUACAUUUAUGUCUACUAGAAACAUUUUUUGAAUAAUAUUCAUUAGCUGGUUAGUCAUCUUUCUGUUAUUUGGAGGAGUUCUGCCAUUCUUUAUUGAGUAGUCACAAUAAGAUGGUCUUCAAGUUUUUCAGUGCCCAACUAUAGGUAAAGCAGAACAUAGUUGUCAAUGUAGUCACAGCCACCAUAGCAUCUGCAUCCAUUGUCUUAGCUCGGAAGUUAAUUGAUUGUUUUAUUAUAAUGGAUUAUAAUGACUGGUUCCCUGUGAAUCUAAGCCAAGAUCAGGGGUAGUAUGUCCUGAGUAUGCUUAGGAUUAAUGUAAGGAAAAUUUUUAUAUUAAAAACAAAACUAGCAGGUACUAAAAUUAUAGAAAAUAAAUUGAGAGUAAAGCAGUGAGUCCCCAAAACUUAACUAAUUAGUUGUUGAGAUUACCUGGGGGAGCUUUUUGAAAACAGUAGAGUUUUUCUGGGUCCUACUCCACACAUAAUGAAUCAGAACCUCUAGGGCUGGAGCCCAGAGAUCACACACUUCCAGAUGAGUCUGAUGCCUGGCCUGUUUAGAACCACUCUUUCAGGGUGAGUAGUGGUGAUGCUAGAUUUGCUAAAGUAACAGAUCUUUAGAUUUGGGUUUCCACUUAUUUGAAGGUCAGAUUUCUAGACUUUAGGAGAGACAUUGAAUCUCAGGUCUGGUGUAGUUAGGAGUAUGAUGAGACACAGAAGAGAAGGACUGUAGGAGAAUAGUCAGGUAACCAGUGGGUUACCUUGUUUUUAGUUUGUUUAAGUGAUUACAAAAAAUAUGUAUAUUUUCUAAAAUCCAGAUUUUGAGGAAAAUAGUUUGGGCUUCUUUUAAAACAAAAAAAAUACAGCAAUCCAUUGCAUUUGUGUGGUAAUUUGUAAUUUACAAAUGCUUCAUUAUAACUUUAUUGGUCUUUAAAACGAAGAGCUGUAGUGCAGGUGUUAUCAUCCUGGUUUUCACUCACAAUGACUCAGAAUCACACAGAAUUAGAACCAGAGCCCAAGUUGUCCCCAUGGAUCGCCCCAUUGGCGGGUCCAGGAGUCUUUGAAGUUUGUAUCUCACCUUCUUUUAAGGGAACAAGCAAAUACAUUGAACAUAAAUUUUGAAGUAAAAAUUUAAAUAUUUAAGCAUAGCUUCAUUACUUAAAUGGAGAAUGUUUAUUAUCUGCAGAGUAUAUUGAGUUGAAACACCUCAUUCUUAAAAGGAUUAUGUGAGAUUGACAAUUCUACAUGUCUUAUACAUGUGUCAAAUUAUCACAUUAUGUCCUAUAAAUAUGAAUGAUGUUUUUUAAAAAGCCAAGUCACACAGCACAAAAUAGACUUUCUUGAACCUGUCAGAAACUAAUUACAUAAAUUUGUGGAUUGGGAGGGGUGUUAAAGGGCAGUUAGUCCAGUGCCCUCAUUUAAGAGAUGAGGGUCCUGAGACCCAGAGGACUUGUCUUUGGCAGGAUUUAGCUAAUCUGACCAAAUAUUGGAAAAAUAGAUACCUUACCUAAUCUACUGUUCCUUAAUCAAGGGUUUUAUAAGAAGCAAUAGGAUGUGUUAAUGCAUGACUUGUGUUAAUUCAACGUAUUACAGUUUUUUAGCUUUAAAUUAAUUUUUUCUUGUAAUGAAUAUUUUAGAAUCCUUUGAAUUAAAAUAUUCACUUUCUUUCCUAAAUGAGACAUUUGUACAACUAACAUAAACUUGAUGUUUUUACUUCGGAACUAUUUUUCCCUUCCCCACAAAAAUUAGUUUUUCUCUAUUUAAGAGCUAAGAAAUUGUGUUUUCAAAGGAAAGUGAAGUUACUUUCCUUUUGCUUCUUUUAAAGGUACACAGCUUUUUUACUGUUAUUGUGGUAAUAGACAGAAAAUGGCAUACAAAAAAUAUUUUGGGAGAGUUUUUUCCUAGUUGGUUUUAAAUCAUUGAGCUACCUGAAAGGUUUUUAGAUUCUUAAAAUGAGCUAUUUUGUCUACCAGCAUUAAUGUUAUGCAGCGUGGAUAUAAAAAUAUAUUGAAGGUCAGGAAGUAGAUACAAAGUAAUUUUUAUAACCUGGGCAGUUAAUGAAUGUGCCAACAGUUUUUAGGAUGAGGUAACAAAACUAUUCUGCCCUCUACUUAAUAUCCUGGCAGGCUUUUGAUGUCUUCAUACCUAAUAGUGAUCUCUUCCUGCACUGUGAGGUUUUUACAUAAAAAUAUUUAAGUGAAAGUCUACCAUAUUAUUUUACACAAUGUUUUCUGUGUGGUGAUAAACUGAAAACAUGGAUCAACUCUUAUUUUGGAAAUAAACUGAGUUAAUUUAGAUUUUUAAAAAUAUAAUCAUGUCUUUUAAAUAGGGUUCUCUUCCAUGGAGGCUCAAUAUUCUGUAAACAUUUAAAAAAAUCAUAGUGAAGUGGCUUGUACUAAAUCUCACUAUUUUCAAUAGGAGAACUAUUGGAAUUUAGAUUUCCAAUGUGUAUAUUGUCAUGGAGAAAGUAAGAGAAGUGUGUCUGGUUUGAGUUUUUUUAGAUUUUUCAUUAUCCAAACUUACCACAGGUGACUGACUUAUUGCUUAAAUGGAGAUCUGUUGUGUGAUUUUGAAAGCUACAAAUAAAUUUGAAAUUUGAAUAA
Molecule: messenger RNA, 4259 nt
Organism: Marmota flaviventris (yellow-bellied marmot)
Lineage: Eukaryota; Metazoa; Chordata; Mammalia; Rodentia; Sciuridae
Gene: Pdk1
Product: pyruvate dehydrogenase kinase 1
Biological process (GO): regulation of glucose metabolic process; protein phosphorylation
Cellular component (GO): mitochondrion
Molecular function (GO): pyruvate dehydrogenase (acetyl-transferring) kinase activity
Source: RefSeq, a predicted model, not a curated record